Molecule: messenger RNA, 2632 nt
Organism: Myiozetetes cayanensis
Lineage: Eukaryota; Metazoa; Chordata; Aves; Passeriformes; Tyrannidae
Gene: CUNH2orf80
Product: chromosome unknown C2orf80 homolog
Exons: 11
Coding region: 427-1092 (221 amino acids)
Source: RefSeq, a predicted model, not a curated record
CCGCGGCCCCGCUGCUCGCCGGGCUGCAAGCGCCGAACUGUAAGCGCCGAACUGCGAGGCGCUGCUGCCGCCACCUCUCCCGGCCCCACGGAGCCACUCCGCUCUUGGAAUGCCUCAGAAAGGCCCGAGGGUCGUUCUGAAGGGCGAAUCUCACCCAAAAAUUGGGGUUGGUUCGUGCACAGAGUUUCUCUCAGCUCAGCGGCAUUGUUUCUAAGCAACACAAGAAAGCAGCAGUCCUGCAUGAAGCCAUAGCCUAAUUUCCCUGGCACACAAAGGAAGACAGAGGCAAGAAAGGAACAGCAACACCAAGAGGGAAAUCCUGCUCAUAAAUACCUGAAGUCAGAGAGGCUCCAAACCCAGAUCCUGAGGCCUAUUGCAAAGUUGAUACAGAUCCCACUGAGCUUAUGUUACAGUAAGAACUAGAAUAUGGAAAGAAAACGCCUGAAGAAAAAGAUUGAAAAACUCCUGGGAGAUUAUGUUGGCAUCAGACUACGAGAAAAAGAAUUUGAUCCAAGAGGACAAAGGCCACCCACCUUUCUAGAUGACAUGGUCCAUUACAACUUAGCCCUCAGUGUUGCUUUGCAGUGGCUUAGUGACUUGGAUGCUCCGAUUGCACUGAGAGGAGAGAAAAUGAACUUUGCAGCUCACAACCAAUACACAUAUCCCAACCGAACUGAGAGAGAGGCUAUGAUAUUAUCUUCAUACGCUGGAAUAUUAAUGAACAGCAUUCCUAUAGAAGAGAUCUUUGAGAUUUACAGCACGAGGCCCUCAGCAACACACUGGCAGAGGUCUGCAAAUGACCACUGGAUUCAACCUUUCAGGUUCUCCCUGCACCCAUUUGCCAUGCUGACUGCCCCUGAAGCUGCAGAGUAUGCCUGGAAGCAAAGCAUCAAGUACCAGACAGGAACAGCACAUGAAAAGCAAGUACCUUGUUCAGCAAGGAGAGAUAAAAAGGACCACAAGCAACUGGACCCACUGACCAGAGGAAAGCAACACAUUGACAAAGGAGCUACAGAAGCAAAACAAGGAAUCUCUCCAAGGAAUCCUGGAACAGAUUCAAAAGUGGGGAAUGCAAAGGAAGCAAAGACGUAACAAAAGCCUAGACUUCAUGUACCUCACUUAGUUGUAGCAAAGGGCUCAGCUAAAGAAAGCCUCUCCCUGCAGUGCCAGUGUAGCACUGAAGUCUGUCUUCCAAUCUCCAUUUGUAGGUCUCUGAUAGUUUGCCUCUGUUAUGUCCAGGCUGUGUUGCCGAAGAGCACUCCCCAUUUCCUAGAUGGGCUGUCAACUUUAAUCCUUGUACUGACUCUACCUUGGAAUAUGAGUUGGAUGUGGUUCUGCUUCCACGUUCCCUCUUCCUCUGUCAGGAAGCUUGAGCACACAAUAUGGGGUGUUUGUAUUAGACUCUUUCUACCUAAUUCCAUAGAAAUUUCAGGGCUCAAUGGGGUUGAAGUAUUCACUGCUGAGAGGUGUGUUUAACACUAACUGCAGGGUAGAGAGACUUCAUUAGAGGUCCUUACAUAUAAAAAUGAUAAACAUGAAGAUUUCCGGCUACUUGUAGCCAGGGGAUAGACAGUUAUCCAAAGUAUGGUCACAUAUUGUACAGCUGCAUUAACCCAUCUCUCUUGGAGAUGGUCCUGUACUCUAACACAAAGUAUCUACUAAAGGAAAAUAAAAAAUAAACAUUUGUGAAGCAAAAAUAUUUUUCUCCUAUUCUCCUUUCUGCUGGUUCUCAGUCACUGAGCCUAUUUAUGGAGAUGCCAAAAGAGAGCACUACGCAGGAAAGCCUGGGAAUGGUUAAACUUAAUCAGGGAUUAAAGGGUCUUUUAGAAGUCCUCAUGGACUCAAAGCUUGCUUUCAGCUUACCAGGUUCACAGUGUUUGGUUUUUUUAAUACAUCACAAAUUUCCUAUUAAAAUCAGUCUAAAAUAAAAUGUAGUUCCUGUAAACACCUAUCCUUGCAGUUCUGGUUUGUCCCUGGGGAAAGCCCUGACUACAGCUUGAUACAUUUAGAAAUUACAGAUUAACGAGCGAGUCUUUGUGCUGAUAUAGAUGGGGCUUCUCAGCCAUACCACGCAUCCCCUCACUUUCCUUUCAAGCCAUGUGAGCCCAAAUUCUAGGCCUUUAGAAGUCAGGUGAGAGGGCUGGGGGGAUCUGAGGUAAACAGCAUCACCUUCUAUUACGCAGGAACUCUUUAAGAAUCUCUGCAGCAUCAGCAGUUUUGGCCUGGUUAGUUCACUCUGCAGGAAGGGAGACUGCUGGAACACACUAUCCAAUCCUAUUUAGUAACUAGUUUCUACCUCUCCUCUAUUGUCUGUGUUCACUGCUGGGAUAGGUCUACCCUGUCAUAUUCAGCACUUGCUUUUUCCUGAAGUUCAGAGCAUCCAUCAACUUCUGAGCAGAGGCUUCCGUUCUUGCAAACAAACUUGCAAACAAAUUCAGUAGAAGAGUAGGUCAGUAAUAGGACCCUGAGCAAACUUCCUCCCAAUUCAAACAGCACCAGUCUGACCCCUGGAAAGCCAACACAGAGAGAAAUUGUCCUUUGAAAUGAGGUCACUACAAGAGGGGAGGAGGGGAUAUUGCUGCUGAGCACGAGAGAACAAUGGUAAGGGGGUAGUUCAGAUUAAACAGCUAGA